AUGGCAGCAAUGAUCAGCGUUGACUUUCAAGACUGUAUCUUCAUUUUAGUUCUUCUAUGUUUCUUUCUCUUCUGGUACUCUCUCUUCUUCAAGAAACCAAAAGACUCACAAGGCUUUAAUCUGCCUCCAAGCCCUCCUUCUCUUCCAAUCAUUGGUCAUCUCCACCUUCUCCUCUCUACUCUAACCCACAAGUAUCUUCAGAGAAUCUCCUCUAAGUAUGGACCUCUUCUCCAUCUACGCAUUUUCCAUGUCCCCAUCAUCCUCGUCUCCUCUGCCUCAGCGUCCUACGAGAUCUUCAGGGGGCAAGACGUGAAUGUCUCUUCUCGCAGUGAUUUUGCGAUGAAUGAUGAGUCCAUUUUCUUUGGAUCUUCCGGCUUCGUCACCGCUCCUUAUGGAGAUUACUGGAAGUUCAUGAAGAAGCUCAUUGUCACGAAGCUUCUCGGACCAAACGCAAUUGACAAGUCUCAAGGCAUCCGUGCAGAGGAGCUAGAGUUGUUUUAUAGGAACCUGCUCGAUAAGGCGAGGAAGAGUGAGAGCGUUGAGAUCCAUAAGGAAGUGAUGAAGCUUACUAACAACAUCAUUUGCAGGAUGAGCAUGGGGAGGAGUUGUUCAGAGGAGAGCCGUGAAGCAGAGAGAGUCAGGGACUUGGUUACCAAGUCACUUACCUUAACAAAAAAGGUUUUCUUGGCUAAACUGUUGCGUAGGCCUCUCAAGAUGCUUGGAAUCUCUCUGUUUGAGAAGGAGAUAACCGAUGUUUCUCGUGGGUUCGACAAGCUGCUAGAGAGGAUUCUUGUGGAGCAUGAAGAGAGACUUGAGGAGAAUCAAGAUAAGGACAUGAUGGAUUUGUUGUUGGAAGCUUAUCAUGAUGAAGAGGCAGAGUAUAAGAUCACUAGGAACCAUAUCAAGUCUUUGUUUGUGGAGAUUUUCAUGGGAGGCAGUGACACCUCGGCGCAAGCAGCAGAAUGGACAAUGGCGGAGAUCAUCAACAACCCUAACGUUCUUGACAAACUGAGAGAAGAAAUCGAUUCUGUUGUAGGGGGAACAAGAUUGAUCCAAGAAUCGGAUCUACGGAACCUCCCUUAUCUGCAAGCUGUGGUUAAGGAAGUGUUAAGGAUGCACCCGCCGUCGACUCUCUUGCCAAGGACGUUCCAAGAAAGUUGCGAGUUCAAAGAGUUCUACAUACCGGAGAAAACAAUACUUGUUGUUAAUGCUUAUGGUGUGAUGAGAGAUCCUGAUGCUUGGGAAGAUCCUGAUGAGUUUAAACCAGAGAGGUUCUUAGCUUCUUCGAGAUCAGGACUAGAAGACGAGUUAAGAGAGCAUCAACUGAAGUAUCUUCCUUUUGGAAGCGGGAGGAGGGGAUGUCCUGGAUCAAACCUAGCUUACAUUCUUGUAGGAAUCUCCGCAGGAGUGAUGGUGCAGUGCUUUGACUGGAGGAUCAAGGGAGAUAAGGUUAACAUGGAAGAGGCUGUUUCUGGGUUGAAUCUAAUCAUGGCUUAUCCUCUCAAGUGCACUCCUGUUGCUCGACUCGACCCUUUUAGCUUCUGA
Molecule: messenger RNA, 1545 nt
Organism: Microthlaspi erraticum
Lineage: Eukaryota; Viridiplantae; Streptophyta; Magnoliopsida; Brassicales; Brassicaceae
Source: the annotation of a GenBank genome assembly